CAGAGUAAAUAAAAAGAGUUGUCAGAGCUGAGAUUGAAACCCAGUAGUUACUUCUGGAUCGCUUCUUCUCACCUUCUGCCAUUUACAAGCUCAAGCAGAAAGUCAAAUGAAUUCUUUCCUUUCACCUCUCAGAGGAACAAGAACAAAGUACAUUAACUGAAUUGGCGUUUGAUAGCAUUGCACUUUGUUUUCUGUUGCCACGUCACUUUUCUGCUUGGAAUUUAGCCUGCCCUGAGAUUCCUUCUGCUCCCUUUCUGCCUAUGUAUAUACUGACAUCAGCUUGUUCAAAGAGAGCAACUACUGCUUUGCAAAUACAUUUGUUUAAAUUAAUUUCUGCAGCUGAUUUAAACCAGCCUGGACUGGAGACUUGAAGCCUAGAAAAUGAAGCUAAAGGAAAUUGAGCGAACAGCUGUCCAGGCAUGGAGUCCAGCAAACAACCACCCCAUUUAUCUAGCAACAGGAACAUCUGCCCAACAACUGGAUGCAUCCUUCAGUACAAAUGCCACCUUGGAAAUAUUUGAGGUUGACUUCAGGGAUCCCUCCCUGGACAUGAAGCAGAAAGGAACACUUCCUGCCUCAAACAGGUUUCAUAAGCUGAUCUGGGGUAACUUUGGAAAUGGGUCCCCAGAGUCCUCCGGAGUGAUCAUUGGUGGAGGGGAUAAUGGUGUACUGACAAUGUACAGUGUGCACCGCAUCUUGGCCUCAAAGAGUGAGCCUGUAAUUGGGCAGACAGAGAAGCAUUCAGGUCCUGUUCGAGCUCUUGACUUCAACCCUUUCCAGAGUAACCUCUUAGCUUCUGGAGCCAAUGAUUCUGAAAUUUUCAUCUGGGACUUGAAUAACUUCAGUGUGCCUAUGACUCCAGGGGCUAAAUCACAGCCUCAUGAAGACAUCAGUGUGGUGUCCUGGAAUCGGCAAGUGCAGCAUAUCCUGUCCUCUGCUCACCCCAGUGGCAAGGCUGUGGUUUGGGACCUCAGGAAGAAUGAGCCUAUCAUCAAAGUCAGUGACCACAGCAACAGAAUGCAUUGCUCAGGAAUGGCCUGGCAUCCAGAAGUUGCAACCCAGCUAGUCCUUUCCUCUGAGGAUGACCGCUUGCCAGUGAUCCAAAUAUGGGACUUACGUUUUGCUACCUCUCCUUUGAGCCAGCUGGAAGGGCACACAAGGGGAGUUCUCUCUGUCUCUUGGUGCCAGGCUGACCCUGAACUACUGUUGAGUAGCGCCAAAGACAACCGGAUCUUGUGCUGGAACCCAAGUAUGGGGGAGGUGGUUUACGAGCUGCCCAUUCGCAGUCAGUGGUGCUUUGAUGUCCAGUGGUGUCCUAGGAAUCCUUCAGUCUUCUCUGCUGCCACUUUCGAUGGGUGGAUCAACAUUUAUUCUGUUAUGGGUGGGAACUUAGAAGCUCAGCAGAAGACACAGGCUGACAAGAUCUCUUCCUCCUUCAACAACCUCGAUCCCUUUGGCACAGGACAGAUCCUUCCUCCUCUGCAAGUGCCAGAGCAAGUAGCUCAGACCACCUUGAUUCCACCAUUAAAAAAGCCACCCAAAUGGAUUCGCAGACCUGUGGGGGUUUCAUUUGCAUUUGGAGGAAAACUUAUUUCCUUUGGUCUUACCAAAGCUCCUGGACAGCAAAUGCAGCAGACUUACCCACACCAGGUAUUCAUCAGUCAAGUCACUACUGAAACUGAAUUCCUGCUCCGAUCCAGAGAACUGCAGAUGGCCUUGCAGUCAGGGAAUCUCCUUGAUUACUGCCAGGGCAAGAUCCAGACAGCCAAGCUGCCAUUUGAUGAGAACCUUUGGAACUUCUUGAAGGUGAAUCUGGAGCAGGAGUCCAGGACUAAACUCCUCAAGCUGCUGGGCUACAGUAAAGAAGAUCUGCAAAAAAAGAUCGCCUCAUGUUUGAGUAAUGGGAUCCCUGAUAAACAGCCCCUUCCUGAGGCAGAUGAGACAAAUGCUGCACAGCCAGAUCAGCUUUUGAUAAAUUCCAGUGAUGAUGUAGCUGCUGUUUCCUCCUCUUCAGCCUUUUUUGACAACUUCAUCCCACAGAAUAUGAGUGCAUUGGAGAUUCCUGUCACAGAAGAUACAGAUGGACUCAUCAGCCAAGCCCUUUUGUUGGGGAAUUUUGAGGGUGCAGUGGAGCUAUGCAUGCAAGCAGAGCGUUUUGCUGAUGCCAUCAUCUUAGCUAUAGCUGGUGGGGAGAAGCUCCUAAAGGAGACCCAGAAGUGCUACUUUGCCAAGCGGAAGACAAAACUCUCCCUGCUCCUUUCCUCCAUUGUGCAACAGAACUGGCAAGACAUUGUUUGCAUGUGUGAUCUACGGAGCUGGAAGGAGGCACUGGCCAUCUUGUUAACCUACUCAAAGCAUGAGGACUAUACCCAGCUCUGUGACAUGCUGGGUGCCCGCUUAGAGUCGGAGGGAGAUGCAGCCCUGUCCAAUGAUGCCUGCCUCUGCUAUAUCUCAUCAGGCAAUGUGGAGAGGUUGGUGGAAUGCUGGGUAAAAACCCAUGAGACUUCGUCACCCCUUGCCCUGCAGGAUCUCAUAGAGAAGGUGAUGGUGCUGAGCAGGUCCAUUGAGAUGCUCCGAGGCACAGCAGGACCAGCGCCAGGCCCUGUCUUGGCAGAACGAAUCACCCAAUAUGCCAGUCUUCUGGCAUCACAAGGAUGCUUGGCAGCUGCAAUGAAUUACUUACCCAGCAGCUCUAAAGAGCUCCUGAUCGAGCAGCUCCGAGACCGGCUUUUCCAUGCUCAGGGAGAGAAUGUGGGUGAUCAGCAGCCACCCCCUUUUCCCUACACUCGUGUCAAUGUAGGUGUCACUAAACACACGUCCACAGCAGCCAAGGGUGGUUCCGCCCCUGAAGGAGCAGCUCACAAAACAGGUCCCAGACAUCCAGAGAAGCCCAACUAUCAGUCGUCAUUUGCCUCUUCAGCACCUUCUCAGCCUUCAGUGCCUUCCCUCUUCACACCUCAGCCAGUGCCAGCGAUGUCCAUGACAUCUCACCAUGUUGCCCCUCCCCCGGCCAGCACGGGUCCACAAACAAGUGUCUAUUCCAGAGGGCCCCCAUACCCACAGUACAACUUGGGCUUGGUUCCAGCAACCAUUUCAGGGCCAGGUAUGUCACAGUCUCAGCCGUUUGGACCAGCGGGAGUCGGACCUGUUGGUCCUGCUCCCUUCCCCAGCCAGCCUUCUCUGCCAGGACAGUCCAUGCCCAUGACAUCUCCUGGUGUUCCACCACCCGGACCUGCCCUCUUCACUCCAGCCUCAGUCCCAUCAUCUCAGCUUCCUGCAGCUUGUCCUCUCCCUGUGGCAAGCCAGUCUCCUCUAGGUUUCUCUUCAACACCAUUCAACUCCCCCAUGAACAUGGGUUACCCUCAGGGAGGUCCUGGAGCUCCAUCUACUAAGCCCCUGCCAGCAGCCAGCAUUCCUCCUCCUCCCAUAGGUUUCUUCCCUUGGCUAGAUCCCCACGUGGAUCAUGCAGCUCAGGAAUCUUGGACUGAUCCCUCUGCUGUAAGAGGAGGCCUGCAAAAGAAAAAGUUGCCUGAGAAAUUUACUCCUCCAGCCCCCAUCACAGCUCCAGUAAUGAGUCUGCCUGCAGAGCCCCAAGGGAUCCAUCCUCAGCUGUCCAGGUUGCAAGAGUCUGGCCAGUCACCCCCAGGAGCACCCAAGGAAGGCAGCCUGCAGUAUCACCAGCUACCUGUGGAGAAGGUCGAGAGGAAGGAGGUGCCCCCCGAGCACCAGGCUCUGAAGACCACAUUUGAAGGGUUGGUGCAACGCUGCUCUGCUGUCGCCACUGAUCCAAAAACCCGAAGGAAGCUGGAGGAUGCAUUGCAGCGGCUGGAGUGUUUGUAUGAGAAGCUCCGUGAGCAGGCGCUCUCUCCAAACAUCCUCAUGGGUCUCCAUGAAAUCGCCUGCUGCAUUGAGGCUAGGAACUACCAACAGGGUCUCCUGGUUCACACCCAAGUGGUGAGCAGCAGCAGUUUCAGUGAGGUGUCUGGUUUCAUGCCCAUCCUGAAAGUUCUCAUGACCAUUGCUGGCAAGCUGAACGUGUAAAGUGUGGAGCAGCUGGAACAGAGCACACUGAGAGCUGGUGGACUCCCUCACCUGUUGAUGUGCUGCAGGUUGUGGACUCUCCUUCUGAUUCUGGAGAAAUAAGUCUGUUCCAGAGCCUGGAACUGUGCUGGGCCAGCACACCUGGCCCCAUCCACUCUCCAGAUAGCCCACUGGUGCCUGGGACUCCUGGAGACUGUUCUUUCUCUCUCUUCUUUCUCACUAGUCUGAGGCCGCUUCCCACCCCAGGGAUCUCAAUUUCAGGCUGGCAUUGCUUUUUUUUUUAGGAGACAAACAGGGCUGGCACCUGCAGCACCACCAGACAGAAGAGCCUCAGGCUGUAUUCCCUGCUGCAGUGUAAACUGCCUGAGUGACAGCUGGGCUCCCUUGGGACCUAAGCUGUAGUGUCCCUGUUCUGUUGGACUGCCGUGAGGAUGUCUCCUCUGGUUCUUCCUUUCUUUUCAUUCUCAUCCUUAACUCUCCCGCUCACCCCUCUGCACCCAUAUCUUGCUACAACUAGGGCUAACUACCAGUGUGCUCUGGGCUAGCUUUGGUUCUCUCUGUAUUCUUCACCCAGCCCUCUCUUUUCACAGUUGAGUCUCCUGUUUACCCUCUAUUCCCCUUCCUUUAUAUCUUUUACCCCAUAAGCUGCAGGCUUGAGCCCUUUGUGUUUCGGGCCCAGGGCUGAUUUCCCCCUUUCAACUCCUGGGACUCCCCCAUUCAGGAAUGCUACUAGGUUGGACUGCUCUGUUUGCUCCUCCUCAGAGCUGGUUGCAUCCUGUGUUUGGGCUAAAAGCCACACUCUCUGGCUCCUGGCCUUUUUCACUUCCUUUAUGUUAGCACAGUUGGCCUUUUGCCCACUGGUGUUAUCUAAAAGCUUCCUACAUUGGGCUUUUCAGACAGUCUAGGGGCUUUAUGAGCAGCAGGGGUUGUUCAGGUCCCAUAAAGAAUCUCCCCAAGCUACUCUGAUCAGCCCAGACUUGAGCAGGAGGAGACAGCUUAUCGCUCGAAGUGUGGUGCAUUUGUUCUGCCUACAGUAACAGAUACCUGCAAAGGUGGUUCUCAAAGGCCCCUUGGCACUGUGGCAGUAGGAAUAUGCUGCAGGAGGCGAUGCUGUCAGGUCUCAAGGGUAUGGCUGUGCUGAGGCUUUUCAUCACUGUGGUAUUUCCUCUGGGGUAAAAUAGAUGAAUGAAGCAUAUCUAUCCUGGGGAAGAAGUCUGGGGAGACAGAUGGGAUUUUAGGGCACAUCUGUGUAUGUGUGUCUUUCCCUCUCUUCCUCCCUCCUUGCCUUCCUCUUUCUUGCCCUCUUUCAUGCUAACCAGGAAGCGUAAUUCUUGGGCUCUAGGUAGGAGCAAGGCUUCUUCCCAAUGUUUGGCUGCAGCCAGCCCCUGCUUCCUCUGCUUGCUGUUUGAGUGAUAAUGCCAUUGUGGGACUGUGGUUCAGUGACAUGCGAAUCAACCUGCUCUACCAUGAGACUUAGGAGGGAAGGGAAUUGGGGAAGGGAGAGAGAGGACACUUCUCAUUCUCUCCUUUCCAGGUCAAAGUGCCUCCUUGUUGCUGCUGUGUUGUUUCUAUUGCUGCAGUUUGAUGCACUGAGAGAUUACAGAACAGUGAAAUAAAAGCUGUGUUUUGUGA
Grus americana (Whooping crane) is the source of this 5673-nucleotide messenger RNA. It is a transcript of the gene SEC31B, whose product is annotated as SEC31 homolog B, COPII coat complex component. The record is from RefSeq and is a predicted model, not a curated record. The transcript has 27 exons. Gene Ontology annotation, cellular component: COPII vesicle coat; endoplasmic reticulum exit site. Gene Ontology annotation, molecular function: protein binding; structural molecule activity. Lineage: Eukaryota; Metazoa; Chordata; Aves; Gruiformes; Gruidae. The coding region runs from base 382 to 4041 and encodes 1219 amino acids. Gene Ontology annotation, biological process: COPII-coated vesicle cargo loading; endoplasmic reticulum to Golgi vesicle-mediated transport; intracellular protein transport.